CUUCCAUUGGUACAUUCUUAGCCAACAAGUAUCAGCUGCAAUCCAACGAUGCAAGCUUGCAUAAGGUAGUCCCUCGCCGGUGACAUGCCAGAAUAUCAUAGUACUCCCGCGCCCUCCUCCAAACGUUUCCUCCCUCCAUCCACAGCCUCUGCUUCCAAGUCGAUUAGCCAUCCGUCGGCGCGGAAGAAUAUCUUUCAAAGCUCACGCUCGACCACCCAACCCACAUCCUCCACACCCUCCCGUGGUGCGAUCCCGCGGUUCCAAACGGCCCCUGCGCGCAAAGAUGAGAUAGACACCAGUUUCGAGGAUGAGACAGAAUCACCGAUUGUCUCCAGGAGGUUUGGCCAUACUCAAAGAAAAGACGUGGUCGAUGAGGAUGAGGAUACUCUCCCAAUUCAGUCACCACUACUCUAUCGAAAGAAGAUAGUUACACCUCCUGCGAAGAAGCGGAAGACGAGUCACCCCGCUCAACGGCCGAUUGAGCCAAUCACGAUUUCGUCCUCUCCUGGAUCUGAAAUUGAUGACCAGGGCUUGAGAGGGCAAUCUUCUCAGGCUUCGCACUCGGACGAUGAAGACUUCGAGGAUAUCAUGAUCGAAACGCCCCAUGUGGAAACGUUGAAAACGACGCGCUUCCGGCCUUCUGUCCCAAAAUGUAUUGAGCCACCAACUCUGGCCAAGAAUGCAUUCAAGGUAGAAUCUGACGGAGGUCACUCAGCACACCUAGCUAGCGGCUCUCUUCUCCCGGAUGUGUUUUCUCCUUCCAAGAGAAAAGGAAAACGAGAGUACAUUCCUGGUGGGAUGGCAGAACUAGUGAGACGGUGGGUGCUUGGGAUUGCUGCUCAGGACUCGGUCUCGAUCUCGGCGGCAGUCCCAGAGAUGACCAUCACAGUAUCCCAAGCAAGAGUCGAUGGCAGUGGGCGAUUUUCACUUGUCACGGACACGACCGGGAACCGAUGGCUUUUUCCGGAACAACAACAGAAACCUGGCCUGGAACACAGGCUGGACGUUACAAACAUUAGCCCUGGUGCCCGAGUCCGCUUGAAAGGUCGGGCGACAAAAUGGCCCCUUCGAUCUGAUUUUGAGGAACUGCAAGACACAACCGUCGGCGCUUACUGGGAGCUCAUUGAACCCGGAUAACGUGCCACGACUCUCGUUCCGUUUGUCCGCCCAAACAUGGGCUGAUUGUAUCUAAAAUCCCCUGUCCUAUUAUGACAAUGUUCGACUAGAUGUCUAGGUAGAAUCUAUCUGACGAUCUUGAUAUACC
Exophiala oligosperma is the source of this 1264-nucleotide messenger RNA. RefSeq lists its product as uncharacterized. Bases 85 to 1137 code for a protein of 350 amino acids. NCBI's taxonomy places the organism in Eukaryota, Fungi, Ascomycota, Eurotiomycetes, Chaetothyriales, Herpotrichiellaceae. The transcript has 2 exons. The record is from RefSeq and is a predicted model, not a curated record.